This is a messenger RNA of Closterium sp. Naga37s-1, 1230 nucleotides long. The record is from the annotation of a GenBank genome assembly. NCBI's taxonomy places the organism in Eukaryota, Viridiplantae, Streptophyta, Zygnematophyceae, Desmidiales, Closteriaceae.
AUGUCUGGCUCUAGCAGAGUUCGUUCCCGAAUUUCCGCGAGUGCCACGUCACCCGGUCGCGCCUCGCCAUACUUCCUUCAGCAGAAUUACGGUUCGCCAUUUGUCCAGUUCUCUGGCGCCGCGGGGAUCCGGACCGUUGAGCUGUCCACGUCAGACGAGUCCACGUGUCGCAUUCUCAUUGACGGCGCUCGCGUGACGUCGUACCGCGCGAUGAUGUGGCACGGCGCGGUGGAGGAGGUCCUGUACGCGGCGACGAACGAUGAUGACGUGGACGGCGACGACUCGCCCAGCUCAUGCAACCUGAUUCGAGGGGGUCUCGUCGUCAGCUUCCCAGCCAGUGGCGCGAUGACAGCUGGCAGCGGCAGGAGGGUGCCACUUGGAGAGCUGGCAGCGCAAGGCGAGUGGGAGGUGACGUCAGCAUCAAGCGCGCCAAACGGGAGCUGGGCUAAGGUGGGGCUCCGAGAGGGGCAAGGGGACAGGAUGGGUUGUGAUCUCUCAGUCAUUACAUUCGGAAUCACACCCUUCCUCUUCUUCCUCCUCAUCCUCCUCAACCUCCCCAUCCGCCUCCUCCUGCCCCUCUUGCAGCCCUCCACUGAUCUCCUCUUCGCCCCCUCUCUCGCUGCCCACCUCUCCCUCUCCACCAUCAACGGGGCUCGCCUGAUUGGCUGCAAAGGCGUGCGGUACUGUGGCAGUGAGAGAGGACGGCAGCCGGGGCGCCAGCAGCAGGAGACAGCUGAAACAGGAGGGUUAUGGGGAAUGGGAGGUUUAUUUGGGCAACUGGGCAGGAAGAAACAAAGCAGUGGGCAAGAGAUAGGAGCGACGGUAGCAGCAGCAGCAGCAGCAGCAGCAGCAGGAGCAGGUUUAGAAGUGAGCGCAGAUAACAAGGAGAUGGUAGGGCAGCUGAGGGGGCUGUGGAGGGAAGUGGUGGAGGGAGGGGAGGAGGGCGUGGAGAGAGCAGACUAUGCUGAUAUCGAGGCACCUGUAAAGCGGAUGUUUGUGGAUGGACCUAACUCGGUGACACUCCUUGACAGAGGUCGCAGGCUGUCCUUUCGCCUCGCAGCCGUCGGAUUGGGCGAUCUGACGGUGCACGCGGCGGAUGAGACCUGUGGGCUACGAGAGUGGGACGAGUUUCUCUGUGUCGGCUUCUCCUGUGCCCGCCGCCCGCUCACGCUUGCUGCUGGCGGAUCAUGGACCGGGACUUUCACCGUUACCAACCUCGGCGCUCCAUGA